UACCACUGGUGGGGUAACAAAUGUCAAUAAAAAAUCAGCAAUAAAGCACGAAAUUGACACAAAAAAGCGGAACAAUCAAUGAAAAUAUCCUUCCAGUGCCGUUUUAAACCCCCCAGUGUAGUAAAGUCGGGUUAAAAAUUGCUUUUCGGGUGCCAUCAAAACCUAACCCUAAAAUGGCACGUCAGAGACGGACUCAGGGCGCCGCAGACCCCAAUAAAGGUACAAACAGUAGCAGCAGCAAUGGUAGCAACUCUACCAACAACCGAUCUUCAAAAUCCACUAGUCUCCUUUCAUACUGGAAGCAAAUCAUCGGUUGUAUUGUUCUGGGAAUUGCGGUGUCUCUGGGCUACAUGGGGUACUUGGAGACACGUGUCAAUACCCCCUUCGACGAUAAGAAGAUGGUUGUCAAAAGUGGGCUACAAGUCCCGGAACAAUUUUGGGGGACGUACAGGCCGGGGCUUUAUUUCGGGUUGAAAACACGUGACCCCACGUCACUUGUCACCGGUUUAAUGUGGUAUUUCCCCAAAAGGUUGCGUCCAGGGGGUGAUGGGAUACGUCAUUGGUGUGAACAAGGUGAUGGGUUGGAAAAAUAUGGGUGGGUUAAACAUGAUGGUAGUAAUUUUGGGGUACAGGAAAUUAUCGAUGGGGGCUAUAAUAUCGAUACGUCGUUUGUUAAGCGACUUGGGGGCAGCCAUGGGGGCGAUUGGACGGCUCGGAUCAGUGUCACCAAACCUGGGGCAAGUGAGGAUGUUUCACUCAUCUGGUAUACAGCGUUAGAUGAGGAAACGAAAGGUUUUAUCUCGCUUACUAAUUCUGCUACGAAAUUUACCGGAAUUAAGGGGGAAACUACCGGUUUAGGGGAAUUCACUAUUAAGUUUACGAAUAAUUCCGGUGUUGUGAGUCAUGAAUCGUUUUUGAGUACGGUAGCCCCGGGACUUCACCUACUCAAGGAAACAGUGGUGGGGUCACUAAGACUGGCACAGGACAAACCAAAUUCCCCCAGACGUAUUGUUUUGGGCGGGGAAAUACUCCCGGAAACGGGCACCGGAAAAGCACAACCAAACUUCGUCGCCGUACAAUUAACGGGUAAAGUCCCGUUUUCGAUCGAUGUCGUUUUCGAAUCGGGUAGUUUCGGUACAAGACAGGAUACGCUGGUGGGGGAGACUUACAGCAAGGCUUUAGCUUGGCACGUGGCCAGGUUUGGACAAAGGUUUGAGGAUACCUUUGGAUUACACAAAAAAGGUUAUGGUCCGAAAGAGGUGACCUUCGCCCAAUCGGCCCUCAGUAACAUGCUGGGAGGCAUCGGCUAUUUUUACGGCACUUCCAAAGUGCAAAGUUUCUACACCAAAGAACCGGUGCACUAUUGGCACGCCCCCUUAUACACAGCAGUCCCGUCUCGAAGUUUUUUCCCUCGUGGUUUUCUAUGGGACGAAGGUUUCCAUGGCUUUCUGAUCGCAACGUGGGACCUUGACCUUGAACUUGACAUUAUCAGUCAUUGGUUCGAUUUGAUGAACGUUGAAGGGUGGAUCCCCCGUGAACAAAUCCUGGGUGUUGAAGCUAUAGCGAAAAUACCCGAAGAAUUUAUCGUCCAACGAAAUACUAACGCAAAUCCGCCGACUUUCUUCCUCACGUUGCAAUACAUUUUGCGUAAAUAUUACGAUAAGUUGAGCGAGGGACGUUUGGCAACACUGGAACGGUUGUAUCCAAGGUUACAGGCGUGGUUUGCAUGGUUUAAUACCACGCAAAAAGGGGCGGGGCCUGGCAUGUACCGGUGGAGGGGGCGUGACGCAACAACCAAUCGUGAGCUGAAUCCGAAAACUUUAACUUCGGGCCUUGACGAUUAUCCACGAGCGUCACAUCCGACCGAAGCCGAAUACCACGUCGAUCUAUACUGUUGGAUCGCCAUAGCUAGUGAUACUUUAGCAAGGUUGGCAACACUGUUGGACCGUGAUGGGUAUAAAUACGAACAAACUGCCGAUUAUUUGAAAGACAAUUUCCUAUUGGAUAAUUUACAUUGGUCUAAUUACGCAUCGCGUUACGCCGAUUAUGGUUACCACACUGAUUCUGUUAAAUUAAAACGACCGAAACCGUUACCAAGGUCACAAAACCAAAACAUGGAGAUGGUGCGUGUGACCUUGAAAAAUCCCGAAUACCGAUUGGUCGACUCGACUUUCGGUUACGUCAGUUUGUUUCCGUUUUUGUUACAAAUGAUUGAUUCGGAUUCGUUGAAAUUGGGCCAGAUUUUGGAUGACCUUCGAAAUCCUGACUUGUUAUGGACGAAGUUUGGUCUAAGAUCACUGUCCAAAAAUUCACCCCUGUAUAUGAAACGCAACACCGAACAUGAUCCGCCAUAUUGGAGGGGCCAAAUUUGGAUAAAUAUCAAUUUUCUAGCAGUCCGGUCCUUGUAUUUCUACGCCAAUACGGAGGGGCCCUAUCGGGAUAAAGCCAACGCGAUUUAUAAAGAUUUGCGGGAAAAUGUGAUUAAAAACGUGAUGACGCAAUAUUUCAAAACGGGUUAUCUGUGGGAACAGUAUAAUGACGAAACGGGGGAGGGGAGUGGCUGUAGGCCUUUUACGGGCUGGACGGCCCUGGUUGUAUUACUUAUGGGCGAGCAAUACUGAGUCAAUAAAAAUCUAAGUACG
Molecule: messenger RNA, 2642 nt
Organism: Tribolium castaneum (red flour beetle)
Lineage: Eukaryota; Metazoa; Arthropoda; Insecta; Coleoptera; Tenebrionidae
Gene: GCS1
Product: Glucosidase 1
Exons: 5
Coding region: 174-2621 (815 amino acids)
Biological process (GO): protein N-linked glycosylation; oligosaccharide metabolic process
Cellular component (GO): endoplasmic reticulum membrane
Molecular function (GO): Glc3Man9GlcNAc2 oligosaccharide glucosidase activity
Source: RefSeq, a predicted model, not a curated record